AUGAGUGCAGAGGAGCUGGGGAAGAAGUUGUUGGCGGAGGUGGAAGAGGUUGGCUUGGACGAGUUACUGCAUACGGUUUUACGGAGUGAUGAGUCUCGAGACGGUCGCUUCGGUCUGUCUCAGCUGGAUACCAUGCUUCAAUGCAUUGGAGAGAUCCGCUCAUCAACAAGCAGCCUCCCGCCAACGCCUCCCAUCAUCGAGCUGCAAUCACUAUAUCCAGGAGGCGGUAAAACGCACUUACUCUACCAUCUCACAGCGCUCGCAGUUCUCCCAACGAGUGUUGGAGGUAAGCAAGCAGCUGUGGUCAUCAUCGACACAGACAGUAGGUUCUACGUUCCUCGUCUCGCCCACCAGAUCAAGCGACAGGCCGCCAUCAACCUAAAGGAUGCCGUGCCUCCUUCAGACUUGGACGAGAUCGUGCUCGUCGCCCUCAAGCACGUCCACAUCUUCUCUCCUCAAUCUCUAGCAUCCACAAUAGCAACCAUCACCUCCCUCUCGGCCUACCUUUUCAACGCCACAAAACACCACUCCUUCGACCGCACCAUAUCCUUCAUAGCUCUGGACUCCGCGUCGGCGUUCUACUGGCAACACCGUACAGACACCGACGAUGCUGCACUCAUCACUUCAACCUCAAUCGGAUCCAAACACACCUCCCAACCAAAUGGUUACGUCCAACUUGCGGCCUCACUCAAAAACGCCAUGCGAAUCUUCCACACAUCGCUGAUUUUCACCUCCUGGCACCACGGCCACGUCAAGGAUCCAAGCUCAAAUCUCGGCCCGGACGCCCAAUCUUUUCGAACAUCUCUCCCAGCACCAUGGCCAACUCUACCGACUCUUCGUUUGGUCGUGCAUCGGGCACCAGUGRGGAAGUUACCUAUCGAGAUCAGCGUGGAAGAUGCUCUCCGGGAAUCUGAAUCAAGGCAGAAGGUUGUCGAGAGGGGAAAAGUGGAAUGCUUUGUGAAUGAAUCUGGGAUUGAGGAGAGCGUGAUGCAAAAGUUGCGCGCGAGAGGGGCUGGGUUUGAUUUUUACAUUACGGAGUCUGGUGUAGACUUUGCUGAACAGCUGUAA
Molecule: messenger RNA, 1068 nt
Organism: Ramularia collo-cygni
Lineage: Eukaryota; Fungi; Ascomycota; Dothideomycetes; Mycosphaerellales; Mycosphaerellaceae
Exons: 2
Coding region: 1-1068 (355 amino acids)
Biological process (GO): double-strand break repair via homologous recombination; DNA strand invasion
Cellular component (GO): replication fork; Rad51B-Rad51C-Rad51D-XRCC2 complex; centrosome
Molecular function (GO): four-way junction DNA binding
Source: RefSeq, a predicted model, not a curated record